AUGUUGCGUGAGAAUCAGCUUAAUUUGAUCCAGAAAGUGUGUGAGCUCAUCAGCGAAGUGAGAGCAGAAUGGAUGGAUCACAUGAAGGACCUAAAGAAAAAAUGGGGCUCGGCCAGACCCGAUGAAGGAAGGAAAGAGAGCACAGCCAAAGAGCAGCUACGGGACUUGGAGCAGGAGAACUGCAGCCUGGCCGCCCUGGUGUGCAAAGCCAGGCGCCUGGGCCGCUGGAGGCUGGCUGUGCAGCAGGCUCGCUUCCAGGGCCAGCUGACCAGGGCCCAGAAGGAGGCUGCACAAAGUAAAAAGGAGUGUGUGAGCGCCAAGCUGAUGGCAGAACAAGAAGUGGUUUUAUUUCGCCAACAGCUACUGGCCCUGAGGCAGGCCCUGGCCCGGGCUCAGGCCCGCAACGUGAGGAUGUGCGAGCAGCAGGAGAGCCAGGCUCGGUUGCUGAAAGAGUUGGAACACAAAAUGACCCAGGAAUCUCUCCACCGGCAGCAGCUGGAUUUACUGAAAACCUCCAGCAUGGAGAGGCUCUUGGAAGAUGUGGAGCAAAAGGAACAGCACCUGCAGCUCCUCGCUGAAGAGGCCGAGCGGGCUGCUAGACGGGGCCAGCUCCAGAGGAGGAAAACAGAGCGAGAACUCCAGCAGAUGAGAAGGCAGCUCGCCCAGGAGCGCAGCGUGAAGCUGGACGCUUUCCAGCGCGUGGAAGAGCUCCAAAGUCAGCUUACUGACGCUGCGAGGUCCUCUGUCCCGAUGAGCUCACCCGGAGGCCUUAUACCCCGGGCUCCGUACUUCCUCAGUUCUGCUUCUGCAUCAUCCAGAUACUCUCAGCAAGACCUUCUAAAGACUAGUCUUAUGGGCAAUAAAAUAACAAGAAGGAUUCAGAGGCCAAAGACUGUACCUACUAAACACAAAAAAAGGCCUGACGAUGUCUUCCUACCCAGUGUGUCAGAAAAUGUUCAAUUUUCAGCUUUUCAAGUUCAAACAGCUCCAUCUAGAAUCCCAUUUAGACCUGACUGGUAA
Molecule: messenger RNA, 1020 nt
Organism: Pipistrellus nathusii (Nathusius's pipistrelle)
Lineage: Eukaryota; Metazoa; Chordata; Mammalia; Chiroptera; Vespertilionidae
Source: the annotation of a GenBank genome assembly